AAAAAGUGUUCUCAAAAUAUCAUUGUCAUCCUUGGGAAAAAGAUAUUUAAAGAGAAGAAAGACAUUCUGAAUUAAGAAGGAAGAAAAAUGUGGAGGGUGAAGAUAGGAGAUGGAGGAAAAGAUCCACACAUAUUUAGCACAAACAAUUUCUUAGGAAGACAAAUAUGGGAGUUUGAUCCUUUGGGUGGUGAUCCUGAAGAACGAGCUAAAGUUGAAAAAGCUCGUCAAGAUUUCUUUCAUAAUCGCUACAAACUCAAAGCUUGUGGUGAUCGGUUAUGGCGAUUUCAGAUGCAGAGGGAGAAUAACUUUAAACAAAGAAUAAGUAGCGUAAAGAUAGGAGAAGAUGAGGAGGUUAAAUGUGAAAAAAUUGGGAUGACACUGAGAAGGGCCUCACAUUAUCUUGCUUCACUUCAAACUAUUCAUGGCCAUUGGCCAGCUCACACUGGUGCUCCUCUCUUUUAUACUCCUCCUUUUGUCAUCUGCAUGUACGUGACAGGAUCUCUUGAUUUUAUAUUGUCGGCAGAGCACCGUAAAGAAAUUCUUCGUUAUAUAUAUUAUCACCAGAACGAAGAUGGAGGGUGGGGAUUACACAUAGAGGGUCCUAGCAUCAUGUAUUGUACCGUACUCAAUUAUGUAACUAUGAGAAUUCUUGGAGAAGAAGCCGAUGGAGGUCAUAACAACGCCUGCGCUAAGGCCAGAAACUGGAUUCAUGAUCAUGGUAGCGUAACACUUAUGCCUUCGUGGGGAAAAUUUUGGCUUUCGAUACUUGGUGUAGUUGAUUGGUGUGGAAGUAACCCAUUGCCCCCUGAGUUUUGGAUCCUUCCCACUUCACUCCCUUUGCAUCCAGGUAAAAUGUGGUGUUAUAGUAGAUUGGUAUACUUGCCAAUGUCUUAUUUAUAUGGGAAGAAAUUUGUUGGUCCAAUCACACCAUUAAUCCUUAGUUUGAGAGAAGAACUCUUUAUUCAACCUUAUGACAAAAACAAUUGGAAGAAAGCACGACAGAAAUGUGCAAAGGAAGAUCUUUAUUUUCCUCAUCCUCUGAUACAAGAUUUAAUAUGGGAUGGUUUGUAUGUAUUGGCCGAACCACUUCUUAUGCAUUGGCCUUUCAACAAAUUGGUUAGAGAAAAGGCACUUCAAGUCACCAUGAAUCAAAUCCAUUAUGAAGAUGAAAAUAGUCGAUAUAUAAAUGUUGGAUGUGUGGAAAAGAUAUUAAGUAUGCUUGCUUGUUGGGUGGAAGAUUCAAAUGGAGAAGCUUUCAAAAAUCAUCUUGCCAGAAUCCCAGAUUACUUAUGGGUUUCGGAAGAUGGAAUGACCUUGCAGGGUACUACUGGAAGUCAGACAUGGGAUAUUAGCUUUGUUAUUCAAGCUUUACUUGCUACUGAUUUAAUUGAGGAAUUUGGUCUCACUCUUUUAAAAGCGCACGAUUUCAUCAAGAAAUCUCAGAUCACUGAUAAUCCAUCGGGAGAUUUCAAUAGCAUGUAUCGUCACAUAUCCAAAGGGUCAUGGGCCUUUUCAGAUAAAGACCAUGGAUGGCAAGUUUCUGACACCACUGCAGAAUCUUUGAAGUGUUGUUUACUUUUAUCGAUGUUACCACAAGAGAUUGUAGGAGAAAGAAUGGAUCCUACAAAGUUAUACGAUGCUGUCAAUGUCAUAUUAUCAUUCCAGAGCAAAAACGGAGGUAUAACUGCAUGGGAGCCAGCAAGAAGUCACAAAUGGUUGGAAGUGCUUAAUCCGACGGAACUAUUUGGUGAUAUAGUAAUCGAGCAUGAACAUGUUGAAUGCAGUGGUUCUGCAAUUGAAGCUUUAGUGUUGUUCAAGAAUGUAUAUCCAGAACACAGGAAGAAAGAGAUAGAUAGGUUUAUUGUAAAAGCAGUAGAAUUCCUUGAAAAUAGUCAAACAGUGGAAGGAUGUUGGUAUGGGAGUUGGGGAAUUUGCUUCAUCUACAGUACAUGGUUUGCGUUUAGAGGUCUUGUUGCUGCAGGCAAGACUUACAGCAAUUCUGAUGUCAUUCGCAGAGCUGUGAAAUUUCUGCUCACAACACAGAAUGAAGAUGGUGGCUGGGGAGAGAGCUAUCUUUCAUGUCAAAGAAAGAUAUAUACACCUCUUGAAGAAAAUGGAUCAAAUAUUGUACAAACGGCUUGGGCUCUAAUGGCUCUGAUUCUUGCUGGACAGUUUGAGAGAGACCCAACUCCCCUUCAUCAUGCAGCAAAGUUGCUCAUUAAUUAUCAAUUAGAAGAUGGUGAUUGGCCUCAAGAGCAAGUUACCGGAGCAUUUGGGAAGAGUUGCACAGUACAUUACCCACUUUAUAGAAAUGUUUUUCCGAUGUGGGCUCUGGGUGAAUAUCACAGGAAAGUUCUAUCACUUUCCAACAAUAUUUAUUUGAAAAAAAUAUAUUAUCAAUAAAAAAACUGUUCAGAGUUUGAU
This is a messenger RNA of Vigna radiata var. radiata (mung bean), 2424 nucleotides long. RefSeq names its product beta-amyrin synthase-like. Gene Ontology annotation, biological process: triterpenoid biosynthetic process. The transcript has 16 exons. The record is from RefSeq and is a predicted model, not a curated record. Bases 88 to 2403 code for a protein of 771 amino acids. Gene Ontology annotation, molecular function: beta-amyrin synthase activity. Lineage: Eukaryota; Viridiplantae; Streptophyta; Magnoliopsida; Fabales; Fabaceae. Gene Ontology annotation, cellular component: lipid droplet.